AUGGGCCAGCUUGAUGAUCAAAUUUCCGAGGUCGACUACAGUGAGGAAACGCUGCCACCCUGGCGGCCGUUUGUGACGGCCUUGGUGUGGAAGUGCGCCAGAUGGGGAGCCUGGAAGGUUCUGGAGGAGGAAAGCUAUGGUGGCGGCCACGAUAUUCCGCUGAGCAAAAAGGCCGCAGAGUUUUGGGCCGCGGCGGGCUUCCGCGCCUUCUUGCAGCUGGGCGCAACAGGGCGAUGCGUCCAUGUCCACGGACAUCGUGGACUCCAGCCUCGUCAGACCUUUGGGCCUCCCAGCACUGACGUUGCGGUGCACGUGAACCCAGUAGACUCUGCCCUGUACAGGGAGGGUCUGCGGGUCAUGUUUGAUCGCCUCGCUGGCAACGACGGCGACAGGCCAGAACCAGCCGACGCCCUUUCACAAG
Messenger RNA from Cladocopium goreaui, 421 nucleotides. NCBI's taxonomy places the organism in Eukaryota, Dinophyceae, Suessiales, Symbiodiniaceae. The record is from the annotation of a GenBank genome assembly.